AUGGUGAUCGCUUUCGCGCAGCACGGGCAGCUCCAAGAAUCGCGACGCACCUUCGAUUCCAGCCUCGCGAGUUACAACGCGAUGCUCGCCUCUUAUGCCCAGCACAGGGAUCUGGAGCGGGCCAGAGAGAUCUUUUCAUCCAUGAAGCUCUGCAACCUCUUGUCGUGGAACAUCAUGCUCGCAGCGCACGCACAGUCCGGAGGCUCGAUUGAAGGCGCAAAGAAGAUCUUCGAUAGCAUGCCACAGCGUGAUCAGAUUUCUUGGAAUUCGAUGCUCUUGACCAAAAAUAUUGAGAGCGCAAAGCACGUAUUUGAUGAAACCCCGGAGAAGAAUUUUCUAGCUUGGAACACAAUGCUUUCCGCAUAUGCCGAAACUGGCCAUGGGGACUUAUCUUCUGGGUGGAGGCUCUUUUGUGCAAUUAGUAGCGACAAUAGCAUGAAACCCAACAAGGAUCACUAUGGCUGUAUGAUUGACAUGCUGGGAAAAAGAGCCUACUCGAUCGAUGCCAUAGAGCUUCUAAAGCAAAUGCCUUUUGUCCCUGAUUUACGAGAAGUGGUCUCAUUUCUGUUGCUGGGUAUGGGCUGUGGGAUC
Messenger RNA from Selaginella moellendorffii, 591 nucleotides. Its product is annotated as pentatricopeptide repeat-containing protein At4g02750-like. The transcript has 3 exons. Gene Ontology annotation, biological process: RNA modification. The record is from RefSeq and is a predicted model, not a curated record. NCBI's taxonomy places the organism in Eukaryota, Viridiplantae, Streptophyta, Lycopodiopsida, Selaginellales, Selaginellaceae. Gene Ontology annotation, molecular function: RNA binding; protein binding. The annotation marks the transcript as partial.